AUGAGCUCACUAAGAGCUACAAGAACGAUUGGACAUGUCUCCUUGCCUCGAGCGCCUGUAUCACCGAUUCCGAUUACGAUCUCGAGUCGAAUUUGCAGUCAAAUCAGAUUUAGGACUAAAGCGAGAAACUAUGCCACCACUUCCACUUCCACUUCCGCUUCCACCUCGAGGACAUCACUGAAUGUCCCUUCUACAGCUGGAGGACCCCAAGCACCACUGGAAUACUGUUCUUCCCUUGUACAGAGAUUAGAUCCGGAAGCUUGGCUUUGUAGUUAUUUCUGGCCGAAAAGGGAGAGGAGUUGGUAUCUUGCCUGGAGGGCUUUCAAUCUCGAACUUCACUUAAUCACAACAACAGUAACUCAACCUGCAUUAGCAGCUAUUCGAUUCCAAUUCUGGCGAGAUGCCUUAAAGAUCAUCUUUUCACCCAAUCCUGAAGUAGCGAAUCAAGUCCCUCAACAUCCAGUAUGCGUUCUAUUGGCAGAUAUGAAAAAGUCUAGACCUGUUCAAAAGUAUUAUCUAAGUCAAAUGAUAGAGACCCGAGCUAAAAUACUCUCAUUACCACCUUCUUCGUCCACCUUAUCAUCUCACUUAACCACUCAUUCACCAAUAUCAACUUCACUAUUAUUAGGUCCACUACCAUUACUUUUACCUCCAACACAUUCUUCUACUUCUCAUAUAUCACAUACUUUAUCUCAUUUAUCAACACUUUUAACCACAGUAUCUAUGCUUCGUAAUUUACCUAUAAUGGUUUCGACAAAAAGACAAUUAAAUAUCCCAAGUGACAUCUUACAGAAACAUAAUGUCAUAGAAGAGCAAGUACUGCGUAACGGAUCAGAAGCGAAUGGAGUCAGAGAUGCUGUAUUGGAGAUUGGCACGAGAGGAAUGGAUGAACUUAUCACUGCUAGAAGAGAACUGAAAGAGACCAACGGGAAAGUAGUUCCAUCAAAUGUAAUGCCAGUCUUCCUAAGUGCUGUUCCAGCAGAAAAUUAUCUAAAACGACUGGAGAAAUUAGAUUUCGAUGUAUUCCAUCCUGACCUACAGAAACAUGAUUGGAAACUAGCACCUAGUAUCUGGUGGAGAUUUCAAAGUGGGAAGUUGUAA
Molecule: messenger RNA, 1101 nt
Organism: Kwoniella shivajii
Lineage: Eukaryota; Fungi; Basidiomycota; Tremellomycetes; Tremellales; Cryptococcaceae
Exons: 4
Coding region: 1-1101 (366 amino acids)
Biological process (GO): mitochondrial respiratory chain complex I assembly; biosynthetic process
Cellular component (GO): mitochondrion
Source: RefSeq, a predicted model, not a curated record